UUUAAUUUCUUCUAUGUAUCUGUGUUUUAACAUUGCUAGCUGAAUCAGAGCUUGUCUUAUCACUCAGUUGUUCUUCAGAUUUAAGUACAAUUCAGAUUUGUGGAUGUAAUAUAGUUAUGAGAAUAGACUUAGCAUAAUCAUCUAAAAAAACUCAUGUAAGGAUAGAAAGGUGUAUGCAAUUACAGCAAUUUUCAAUGAAAGUCACUACUCUGUUUGUUUGUUUUCUUUAGCCCUUUAUUGCACUAGUACCUUUAAGAGUAUGGUUUUCUUGAGGAAUCUUUUCACGACUAUUAAAAUUUCACGCUUUCAAGUAAGUCUAGCUUCAUCUGCCACUUACAAGUACUUUAGUUAAGCCUUAAACUUGUCCCGUCCCAUUUGUUCUUUGCCUAUCUGUUUCUAGUUGUUUAGUUUUAAUGAAAGUAGCUCUGUUUACUCAUUGGUUUGAGUAAUGUGAUAUGCUUUGAAUAAUAAAUUUAUUAGAUCCAUCCAGCUAUUAUAAGUUUUAGAGUCUGAUAUUGAUGGACGGUCGAUUUCAUCAGCAUUUUGGUUUGACGAGAGCUGAAGAUAUCUGCCUCGAUUAUUUUACUAUUGUAAAAAGUAAAGUCGUCAUUCCUGGUUAAAGAAUCUUGUUUUAGUGGAAAAGGCUGGAUGAAUUAAUUGGCAAAAAUGAGUAAAUGCACAUUGCUAAGCUAUAUAUGAAGUAGUCGUGUUUUAAUGGAAGGCGACACGUGAUUAGACUUUCCGAUUCUUAUAUAAUACGCAUAGCCUUGUGCGUUCCAAAUUAAAAUAGGGUUUUUCGCCGCCACUAGUUCUAUUCCAUUUACAUAGCAGCAGAAGAGGCCGUUAUUCGAAAAAAAUGAAACAAGCGAAAAUGGAAGAAGGAAAUGGGGUCGAUCACAUUGCUCGCAUCACAGAGGAACUACUCUCGUUGAUAUUAAGCCAAUUUGAAAACCUAAAGCAUCUGUGUGGAUACUCCCUUGUCUCAAAGCCUUUUGCUUUAGCUAUUUAUGAAUUGAAAUAUGUUCAAUUGACUCUUCCAAGUACUGAAUCAGCUGAUGAAAUCUGUGAGCUUAUCCCUAAGCUAGCAGGCUUUACAAGUGAAGAAAUGAAUGAAUUCAUCAAGUCAUCACCGAUUAAGGAGUUGGGGCUCUUGUCAUUCCUUCGAAACUUCAGGGAACUCAGAUCUAUUUCGUUGGACUUCACAUGUCCUCGCUGCAUCUGCAGUUCCUCACUUUUGAAAGUGAGGGUGAAAUUCAGCAGCGGUAGAGCCAUGGUGGAACUCUUUCUAGAACUACCAGCUUUUGUGCAUGAGGAGGCUUCAUCAUCUGAUGACGAGGACUCAAACGAUGCACUAACAGGCACAGGAAUGCGUCUCUCUUUGGAUGUUGCUGUGUUUGGUUACUUGUGCUGUGUUUACUCAGAAAAAGUCACCCUUUGCUUGCGAGUGUCACCAUCACAAAUAGCAAGAAAGAGGGGAGAAUAUAAAUCUUCUUUUUCGGAUAAACAAGUGGAAAGCAGAACUAGACUCAUUGAAUCAGACACUUGUUUGGAUGAGUGACUCAAAAAUCCCGGAAUCAGGUGGAUGAACUCGAUCCUGAUUCAGGCGCAUUGGAUGGCGAUGAUGGAUGCAGUAGUGACUUAGGACUAUAUAGUUUCAAAUUUGCUUAAUUUCACUUAUUUUAAAAAAUAAAUGUUCUAUGUACUCAUAAAAUUAAAGCCCACACCAUUAACUUUAGUUUGAUAUAAUUUUCAAAAUAAAUCAACAUUAAAAGAUUAUAAAUAUUGAGGACAUGUUAAAAACUGCUUUAUAUAAAAAUGGUGUAUUUAAUUGUGGCACCAAAU
Molecule: messenger RNA, 1842 nt
Organism: Salvia splendens (bonfire salvia)
Lineage: Eukaryota; Viridiplantae; Streptophyta; Magnoliopsida; Lamiales; Lamiaceae
Exons: 2
Coding region: 857-1558 (233 amino acids)
Source: RefSeq, a predicted model, not a curated record